Messenger RNA from Metopolophium dirhodum (rose-grain aphid), 2569 nucleotides. RefSeq names its product venom dipeptidyl peptidase 4-like. Lineage: Eukaryota; Metazoa; Arthropoda; Insecta; Hemiptera; Aphididae. The coding region runs from base 126 to 2432 and encodes 768 amino acids. Gene Ontology annotation, molecular function: dipeptidyl-peptidase activity; serine-type peptidase activity. Gene Ontology annotation, biological process: proteolysis. The record is from RefSeq and is a predicted model, not a curated record. The transcript has 16 exons.
UAAGCAGUCAUACUUAACACAUUAAUGCAUAUAAACGUACCUAUUUUAUACAUGUUCAUAUUUUUGUAUUUAUCCAUUGUACAAUUGUAUUGGUGUAUACAAUUUGUCACAUAAAACAUUUGAUAAUGGAAUACUAUUUAUGGAAAAUUAGAAAUGGAUUUAUUACGGUGUGGUUAUCAUUCUGUUUCAUUGUGUCGUUAAUAACUAUUAUAGUUUAUUUCACUAUUGAGGAGCCUAAAUAUUCUAAACACCAAAUUAUAAAAUCAAGACCACUUAAAUUUGAAACAUUAUUGAACGAUGACCUACUUGAUUUCAAAGCAACUUGGAUUUCAGAUGAAGACAUAUUGACACAAGAUGAUAAUGGAAAUAUUAUUUUAUUGGAUGUUAAUAAAUCUAUUAAAUCAAUUUUAGCAUUCAAUUCAAUGCAGCAUAUGAAAUACUGUCAUAAAUAUGAACUUUCAGCGGACAAAAAAUAUUUAUUAAUAGCUUAUAAUCUCAAUAAGACUUAUAGUUAUUUAUCAACAGCAAUCUAUGACGUUAUCAACAUUAAAUCUGGGAAACAAGUAACACUUAGAGACACAAAACAUAAUCCAAGAGAAAUAAUGAUCGCCAAAUGGUCUCCUACUGAUUCAAGUCUCGCCAUUGUUGACAAUUACAAUAUAUAUUUUAUUCCCACAGUCGCAAAACCAAACCACGUUAAACAAAUUACUUUCCAUGGAUCUGAAGAUUUGUAUAACGGUAUCCCUGAUUGGGUGUACACAGAAGAAAUCUUUGGAUCAAAUUCUGCAAUGUGGUUUUCUAAUCAGGGAAAAAAUUUAGCCUACGCGACAUUUAAUGAAAAAUUGGUACCAACGGUAUAUUUACCAACAUAUGGCAUACCUGAUACUAUGUACGACCAAUCCAGCAGAAUGUUUAGUUAUCGUUAUCCAAAAGCUGAUGAUCCCAAUCCAAUUGUUGAAUUAUUCGUCCAAAUUCUAAAUAUAACAAACGACGAACUCAUACCUAUAUCAAUAAAACCGGUAAAACAAUACACUAAUGAGACAAUAUUAUACUCAGUUGGAUGGUCAGAUGAUGAACAUUUGUUUGCAAUGUGGAUGAACAGAAUUCAAAAUGAAUCUCAUCUCGUACAUUACCAUAUUUCUAAUAAUACAGCUGAAGUUAUGGAAAUGAUGGAAUUUCAACAAAAAAACGGUUGGCUCAAUUUUCAACAGUCACUCGUGAUUAAUCCCCAAUACCAGAUUGCGUUAAUAUACCCAAUAGAGCAAGACGACGGUGAUAUGUACAGACAUGUUUGCGUGAUCUCAAGUGGCAAAAUAAUGCCAAUAACCACUGGUAAAUUUGAAGUCGACAAACUCAUAAAAUGGGACUUUGAAUCAAAUUAUAUAUAUUAUUUAGCCAACAUAGUGCACAGUUCCGAAGUACAACACGUGUACAGAGUGCAUAUAGAUUUGAAUAAACAGCAGACCAAACCAGAAUGUUUGACCUGUACCACGGGAUGCACUUUCAGCAAAGCACAGCUCAGUGAAAAAAAUACGUAUUACGCACACAUAUGUACGGGGCCAAACAUACCUUACGUGAACAUAAUGAAAACUAAUGGAGAUCGUGUUACUGCUUGGGAAAGAAAUAAAAAACUGACUACAGAAUUAAAAAAUGUCGCUUUACCUCGGGUGACAUUUUUAAACGUUCCACUUACCGAUGGCUGUGAAGCUCGUGUCAAAUUGUUAAUUCCAUCGACAGUUGAUACUUCAUCGGGCAAUAAAUAUCCGUUAUUAAUUUACACUUACGGUGGCCCCACGUUUAAUAUAGCAUUGGACGAAUUCCACUUAGAUCUGAACAUGUAUUUAAGUAUAAACCAUGACAUUGUUGUGGCUGAAGUCGAUGGUCGUGGCACAGGACGAAGAGGUAGUAAUACAUUAUUCGCAAAUUAUAAGAAAUUGGGUACAGCGGAAAUCUAUGAUCAAAUGACUAUCGCAAAAUUUCUAUCAAGCAACGUGUCGUUUGUUGACAAAAAUAAAGUUGGUAUUUGGGGAUGGAGUUUUGGUGGCUACAUGGCCGGUAUGGCUUUAGCGAAGGAUGUCGAGGAAGUAUUUAAAUGCGCAUUGUCCGUAUCACCUGUCACGGACUGGAUAUAUUAUGACUCAAUGUUCACUGAACGGCUUAUGGAUACGUACAACCAAAAUGUUGAGAGUUAUCGAAAUGCUAGUUUGAUAGAAAAUGCUGGUGGUUUACGUAACAAAAAAUAUAUGGUUAUUCAUGGACUAGUUGACCUUAAUGUUCAUUUUCAACAUUCCGUAAUGUUAUCCAAAGAACUACAACAUAAUGCUAUAACAUUUCAACAGCAAUUUUAUCCAGACGAAACUCAUAAAUUGUUAAACGUAAGAAAUCAUCUUUAUCGUACAAUUAUAUUAUUUAUUUUAAGAUUUUUAAUAUAAAGUGCAAUUUGAUGGAUCAAUAUCCUCAAAAAUUGUCAUAUAAUAAGAAAAUGAUGUUAUUUAACUAUGUUCAACGUAUGUAUGUUUUUAAUGUUGUGGAGUAUCAAGAUUUUAAUUGUUAAUAAAACUAUUCUAUU